Molecule: messenger RNA, 680 nt
Organism: Rubroshorea leprosula
Lineage: Eukaryota; Viridiplantae; Streptophyta; Magnoliopsida; Malvales; Dipterocarpaceae
Source: the annotation of a GenBank genome assembly
CUUGAUUUUUUAAUUCCGUGUUUAGAGCCUUCACUCAAUCGACCAUCCAAAAUUUCCAAGUCGCAUCAUAUAAUAAUAUUUCCCAAUUAUAAAAUUCUCAUGUUUCCUGGAAUUGGUCAUCUCUAAACGGAAAUCGGGGGAGCUGUACAGUGUAUGCAGAGCAGCCUGGAUUCCGUUGACUCAAUGGCGGAUACGGCGGCGGCGGCCCUGCUGCGGCAGUAUUGCUGCCACAAGUGUGGAAAUAUUGUGUCCCGUCACGACGAUAUUGUUUCUAAAGACUUUCAGGCAACCAACGGCAGGGCUUUCCUCUUCAGCCACGUGACCAACGUCACCGACGGUCCGGAGGAGGAGCGGAUGCUGCUUACCGGUCUCCACACGGUGGUCGACGUUUACUGCUCCGAUUGCAGGGAGGUGUUGGGUUGGAAAUAUGUUUAUGCGUUUGAGGAAUCACAGAAAUACAAGGAGGGGAAAACAGUGCUUGAAAAAUUCAAGAUUUCCAAGCAAAAUUGGUAGCAAAUAUAGCAAUUUAGUCAAUUUCUCACAUUUCUGUUUAUGCAAAUUGUACGGCAAAAUUUAAUUUUAAUGAAAUAUUGGUAUUUAGGGUUUCUUAAACUCCAUUGUAAACGCACUAGGCCUUCGGCCAGUGAUCUCAGAUCACCUAUUAAAUGCAUUUAUCUCUU